Molecule: messenger RNA, 7723 nt
Organism: Delphinapterus leucas (beluga whale)
Lineage: Eukaryota; Metazoa; Chordata; Mammalia; Artiodactyla; Monodontidae
Gene: CSNK1G1
Product: casein kinase 1 gamma 1
Biological process (GO): protein phosphorylation
Molecular function (GO): ATP binding; protein serine/threonine kinase activity
Source: RefSeq, a predicted model, not a curated record
GCUUCUUCGGCCCCUCGGCUCCUCGUCUUACCCCUCCCCUCCCGCACCUCUCCUCCCUCCCGUUCCUGGGAACUGGAGAAGCCAAAGCUGCGGGUGGGUAGAGAAGCACUCGGCGCCUCCGGGAAGGGGCUGCGCCCGCCUCGUCUGUACCCCGAAGCACUGCCAGGUUACACAAUAUCCUCCUAUGCUUGAGACCUACAGACUACGUGUCCUACCAGAACUAAUCAAUGGUUUUUCAUCUCCUGGAGAUAAAUUAGAAACAUAAACAUGGUGCCAAAAGAACUCCUUACCUUACUCUAACUCCAGUUGAUUUGGACGUACUUUUGUAUUGAAGAGAGGUAUACAAAUUAAGGAUACCUGUGCAGAGACUCUGUCGUGUAGGAUCAUGGACCAUCCUAGUAGGGAAAAGGAUGAAAGACAACGGACAACUAAACCCAUGGCACAAAGGAGUGGACACUGUUCCCGACCAUCUGGCUCCUCAACAUCCUCUGGGGUUCUUAUGGUGGGACCCAACUUCAGGGUUGGCAAGAAGAUAGGGUGUGGGAACUUUGGAGAGCUCAGAUUAGGUAAAAAUCUCUACACCAAUGAAUAUGUAGCUAUCAAACUGGAACCAAUAAAAUCACGUGCUCCACAGCUUCAUUUAGAGUACAGGUUUUAUAAACAGCUCGGCAGUGCAGGUGAAGGUCUCCCACAGGUGUAUUACUUUGGACCAUGUGGGAAAUACAAUGCCAUGGUGCUGGAGCUUCUUGGCCCUAGCUUGGAGGACUUGUUUGAUCUCUGUGACCGAACUUUCACUUUGAAGACUGUGUUAAUGAUAGCCAUUCAGUUGCUUUCCCGAAUGGAAUACGUGCACUCAAAGAAUCUCAUUUACCGAGAUGUCAAGCCAGAGAACUUCCUGAUUGGCCGACAAGGCAAUAAGAAAGAGCAUGUUAUACACAUUAUAGACUUUGGACUGGCCAAGGAAUACAUUGACCCCGAAACCAAAAAACAUAUACCUUAUAGGGAGCACAAAAGCUUAACUGGAACUGCAAGAUACAUGUCUAUCAACACGCAUCUUGGCAAAGAGCAAAGCCGGCGGGAUGAUUUGGAAGCCUUAGGCCAUAUGUUCAUGUAUUUCCUUCGAGGCAGCCUACCCUGGCAAGGACUCAAGGCUGAUACAUUAAAAGAAAGAUAUCAAAAAAUUGGUGACACCAAAAGGAAUACUCCCAUUGAAGCUCUCUGUGAAAACUUUCCAGAGGAGAUGGCAACCUACCUGCGAUAUGUCAGGCGAUUAGACUUCUUUGAAAAACCUGACUAUGAGUAUUUACGGACGCUCUUCACAGACCUCUUUGAAAGGAAAGGCUACACCUUUGACUACGCCUAUGAUUGGGUCGGGAGGCCUAUUCCUACUCCAGUAGGGUCAGUUCAUGUAGAUUCUGGUGCAUCUGCAAUAACUCGAGAAAGCCACACACACAGGGAUCGGCCAUCACAACAGCCUCUACGAAAUCAGACUGCAUCGUCAGAGCGCCGAGGAGAGUGGGAAAUCCAGCCCAGCCGGCAGACCAAUACCUCAUACCUGACGUCUCACUUGGCUGCAGACCGCCAUGGGGGAUCAGUGCAGGUGGUUAGCUCAACCAAUGGAGAGCUGAAUGUCGAUGACCCUACGGGAGCCCACUCCAAUGCACCAAUCACAGCUCACGCCGAGGUGGAGGUAGUGGAGGAAGCUAAGUGCUGCUGCUUCUUUAAGAGGAAAAGGAAGAAGACUGCUCAGCGCCACAAGUGACCCGUGCCUCCCAGGAGUCCUCAGGCCCUGGGGACUCUGACUCGAUUGCACCCGCAGCUCCUGCCAUUUCUCAUUGGAAGGGACUCCUCUGUGGGGGAGGGUGGAGAUCCAAACCAAAAAGAAGAAAAACAGAUGCCCCCAGAAGGAGCCAGUGCGGGCAGCCAGGGCCCAGUGGGUCAGUGGCUGCCCCUACCUGCCUGAGGCUCUGAGCAGGUCCCAGAGCCACUGGUCCUCCACUGCUUACCCUUGGGGCUGCCUGGUUGACUCUCCUUCCUAUUGUUUACAGUGAAGGUGUCAUUCACAAAAACUCAAGGACUACUAUUCUCUCCCCUCCCCUUAGUUUACUUGCUCCUGGUUCUUGCCCCACCCUCAACCCUCUCCAGCAUAAAAGCUAAUGAGCUGAAGGCUUUGUCUGCUGAAGGAGCUUGAGAGGCUGGGGGUGCGGCCAAGAAGGUAGGAGGGAGAUGCAGGCCAAGGCUGGAGAAGAACCUUCUCUGCCCACCAGGUGUGUCUGGCAGUAUGGCUCCCUCUUCCUCUGUGCCUGUGCAGCCUCCAUCCUGAGCUGGCCACGGGGUGCAGGUUACUCCCUCCUUCCCUCUUGUGAAGUUACACUGUAGGACACAAGCUGUGAGAAAUCUGCAGUCUACUGUCCCCGUGUGUUGGCGUUCUUAGCUUUCUUGACAAGCGGACUCUGUUCUCCAGACAGUAGUAGAACGUUGCAAAUUGUUCUGAGCAAAGGACAAAAAAAAACUGACUUUAUUGCACUUUUAGUUUUUUUUUUUUUUUAAACAAAAAAACAUGGCAGAUGCAUAUUGUGUCUGGUUAUAUUGGGAGUUUUACUUUUUUUUUCUGUUUUGAGGGGGAUGGGGCCAGCCAAGCCAUUCAGAGAGAACAUGGGUCCAGAGGACAUUCUCAAUGGAAAGAGUUGGGUCUGCAGCACCCAGAAGAGAAGAAGCCAAACUCUGUGUCAUUCUGAGUGAACUCUCAGGUUGGCAAGGAAACAUACUUGAAUUUUCAUUCGUCUUCUCAGCUGCUGAAGAAUGUCCCUACCAGAGCCUCUUGACCUCAUCAGCCUGCAGUUUGGACAACCUAGCUCUCCAGCACAUGGGAUGAGCCAGCCAAGCCAGACUGUGACAGGAGACAGUUCAUCCCAGAGAAGGAGAUGCUUAACAACAAAAAUCUGAAAUAUCUGUUUCCUCCACUGCCAGGGACUUCCAACUAGAUAGCCAUGUGACUUCCUUAGUGACUUGGGGGACAAAAUUAGUGAUGAAACAGCCACCACUGUAUUGCCACUAGUGGACAAGAAGGAGGAAAGUGAUCCUGCCUUCCAACUGCCAGAGGAACCUCAGGAUUUGGCUCAUCAUAGGGCCAGGAAAUAAAAUUGGUCUGUACUGUUUGCCCCAAUAGCUGAGUUACAGCAUUUGGGCUGGCCUGCCUUAUCAGAAACCAAGAACCUGCAAAUCUUCUUCCAGCAGGUCCAUAGCUGCAGGCUUAGGCCUCAGUGUAUGGGGUUAUAGUGAACAGGAGGGUGAGACUGGUUAGUGCUGGAAAAUUCCUGGGGAAAGGAGACUGAAAUGAAAGGUGUGAAAUUAUCCUCUCACUUGGACUUAGACUCCUUCUAGAUGAGAUGGCCACGCAUCUAGAGCCUGUUCUCCCCGGUACACUCUCCAUGUCCAGACAUGCUGCCAUGAAGGGUCUUGGUUCCUCAUUCACUGCUUGAAAAGUCGCCAACGUAUGGAGUUAAUAGAACUUCUCGUGCUUGAUUUUCAUUUGAGAUGAGCGACUUAUCCAAACAGUGACUUCUCAUUCCAGAUGUGAUCGAGGAGAAGGGAUUAAUUACAUCAGAGAACGAGGUCUUGUAUCUGGGGGUAGAGAGAGCUAACCAUGGAGGACAGUGGCUGGUGACUUAGUCUGGGGGUUUUGGGAACACGGAAAUCAUUGCCUCUGGCUUGAGAUGUAGGGCUGUCUUUUGGACUGGAGGAUGCAGACAUAACUUUCUGGUAGUUGGUAUUUUCUGACAAGUCCCUUGAUGUGUCUUACAUGGAGCAGAGAUAGCAGCGGUAGCGUGGAUCAGAGUUACUGGGCUUCACCUGUGUUCCACUGGUCCUUGGCUAGGAAAUAUCACUUCACUGGCUUCAAAUUUGCCUAGCUUAUAUAAAGAUUGUAAUCGUUCAUUUCUUUAAAAGAAAAUUUCCUAUUAACAGAAUGGCUGGGAGAUUCAGGGUCACACCGCUUCCCCACAAGAAUUUUGAAUAUUGGGGUUUGCUUCCUUGACAUUAGCUAAGGCACUGUCACUGAAACUUACAUAGUUUCUCAGUUGGCAUUUGGGUAACUCUUCUCAAUUUGGGUAACUCUAAUUUCCCGUAUAGAAUCUUUAACCUCCACAUCCCUGUGUAGAAAAAGCCUUGCUUCUCAUGGGAGGGCAAGAGGAAAUGGUGGCAAAGUCCGGAGCAUCCCUGGCACCCCUUACUCCACUAAGUGCCUCCCCACUUCCACAAAAAAGCAAAGGCAGUUACCAGCUUGGCUGCAGGGCAAGCCCUCUUGCAGCUGGGUUUGUGACUUUUUCAGGGUCUUAACUUUCUUUUAAAGGCUCGCUAUUGCGGGAUUUAACGUGAGCAGUUGUGGGGUUCUUCCUAAUGCACUCUUCUCACUCUCGGCCCCCCCUCAGAUCUCUUACUAGAUAUUUGAUUUUUCAUAACAAAGGUGAAGAGCCCAAGUCCUUCUGGCAUGCACAGUAAUGGUGACCUUCCCAGGGCCAUUGGUACUCCAGGGCGGUUCCAGACCCCCGAGAGAGUCUACUGUGAUCUUCCUUUAAAAAAGAAAAAAAAAAAAUUUUUUUUUUUCUUUUUAAGAAGGAUACCUAAGGAGUAAUUUGGCCAUCAGUUUCAUCCCCAUCAGCACAUCCCAUCAGGCCUCCCUCCUCAGCCCCGUUGCUGUCGUCGAGUAGCUAUAUUCCUCAGCCAGGGCCUCGGGGUUGGGCACUCCCUCCACCUACCGCCCACCCAAAUCCACUUGCUCUGUAGUCUUUGAGCUUCCUUCGCUCCAUAACCAUGAUACCUAGGGAUCUUUUUCUUCAGGAUUGAUGCAGUUGCUGGGUUAGCAUUAAGCACUAACAACAUUAGGGGUUCUCCCAAGCCCUGCAGUCCUUCAGGCAUUGCAUCCUGAGCAGAUUGAAGCAAGCAGGCCAGGAAUCCACCAAGACGUAAGGGAUCCUUCCCUUGUGACUAGAGCAUGGCUGUGUCUGUGCAGUAAGGGUUGAUUACUUGCUGUGCAGCCCUUGGCGUUUCCCAGUGAUUUCACUCCAGACUGCUCUGCAAGGAUGUGCAGGGUGUGCCAGCAGCAGCGUGCUUUCAUGUCUGCCUUAAUUAACAUACUCCUGCCAUUUUGGCUUUGUCUAGGAGGAAACGGUCUAGGAAGGUACAAAGUCAGGUGAUGAGGUUGGCCUCCAAUUAAAGCCCCAUUUUAUUUUGGGAUAUAGGGCCACGGAAGACAGCAGGAUCCUGAGUUUUCCAGUAGAAGUGUUGAUUGCCUCUUCAUUCUCAGUGAACUCCAAGUUCGUAGAGACAGCCCCUGCCAUUAGCCAGAAGACGUGUCCAUCGCCUCUAAAGUACCUUCCAACCUGGUUCACUGGAAAUGUACCUUGGGAGUACAUAUUCAGUGUUGGUUCUCAGUGUUAGUAACCACUUCUGUUGUCAGAAAUGAGUGAGGGUAAGGUUAUGUCAGAGUGGUUACUAAAGAUCAUAGCCUUAACUUUUUUUUAUGCAAAAGAGACAGCUUGCUCCCCCUCCAGUGAGCAGCAUGGCCUGCAUUUUUCAAAAAUAAGUACUUCCACGGCAGCCUAGAAAGGAUCUCCUCUAAGGAACUUGAUCUUUCUUCUGAUGCAUCUCUCCCAAGUCUGCAUGCCUCGUGUGUCGCAGUCACCUCUUCCAUUUUCACAUUUAAACUAGUUUUCAUUCCCAGUGAGUUGCCCCGACAACAUUGUCUCCAGCGUCAGAGCCAUGUUAGGGCUAGAAUUUCUCAGAUCGGGAGCUUGCAUUGUCAUACAGCCGACACUGCCUUUGUCAGGCCACUGCCACCAAGCCACUAUUGCCCCAAGGUGGGCAAGUGAAUUCCAGAAACCCUUAGGGAGCCAGGAUAACUUGGCACCCCAUAUGGAUUGGCCUGAGCAGCAGGUACUUGUCUCUGGGGUUCUUGCUUUUUCCAAUGCCAACUUCAGGGCUCCAGGAAGGUCCCUCUAGAGGUUGAUGGCCAGAGUCUUCCCCAUGAUGGGUUGGUAGGAAUCAAAAUGGGAUGCCUGUGGUUUGGUUUUCUUGGGUGUUUGUUUGUUUUUGAUGGGGGAGGGGAGUGAUUGUGUUUCUGAAUAAGAAAAAGAGGAAACCAUGGCUCUUCUGAGGGUUUAAGCAGUGUUUUAGCCACAAAUAAGGAAUCUUGGAAGUCUUUGAUCAAUUAAGCAGUCUUAAAAAUGUUUUUCCUAAUUCCUUUUGCAGGGGACUGAGUGCAAAAGAAUAGGUUUCUCCAUUGUAUUCAGAAUAGUAAGUAGGUUCCCUGGAUAUAGACAGUAGUAGUUGACAUAUUUCCUCAAAAAGCGACCAGGAAGUCCACUCCAGAGUUUGUAGCUCAGCUUGUAUUACAAAGGAAAAAGUGAAUGUGUACUCCAUAUAUUUCUAGUUUGAUUACCAAACUCAGUGUUAUAAAGAAACCUCAGUUCUGUGGACAGAAUUUAUUUUGUUACUUUUCUUUUUUUACUUCUCACAAUCAUCUUUCCAGUGUCAUCACCACCUUCAAAGCAGAGGGUUAUCAAUGGUAAGAAAUGGGGAUGCAGUGCAGUCGUCCCAGUAACACACACAAGAGGACAGCUAUCCUGAUUGCCCCGACCCCGCAAAUCCCCUCUUUCAGAGCAGGUGAGACAUUUUCAGUGUUCCUCUUUUUGAGCUCCAGACCAAAUCCCAGGCCAGCCCUUAUACACUGAAAGCUUUUUUAAGAGGCUUAUCAAUCUGUUAGGAAUGUCUCAGGAAGAUGAGCCAUUUCUUUGGCGGGGGUUUACGGGGGACUGUAUCUACAGAUGGGUGUGUGUGGUUGCAUCUGUAUGCGUGUGUGUGUGUGUCUGUGUGUGCACGUGCGUGCCAGCACUCAUCUGUAUGCAUUUCACUUCCAUAAAGACUCACAGCCCACCUGAAGAAAAAAAACCUCACAGCCCAGGUUGCUGGGACCAUGUGUUCCUGAAUAUUCUCAGAAGUAAACAAGAAACAAAUGAGUUUCUCAAAUUGGUGUGGCAGCAAGCUGGCUCUGGGAAUGAGCCCCAUUUAUCAAGCAGAAGAGUAAACAGCAGAAAAAAAGAUGAAACCAAAAAUAUUAUAAGCCCUCCCCAAUGGAAAAUAAUGUUCAUUCAUCAAUUCCCAUUGGAUGUAUUACAUGCUCUAAUUUAUUAUAUUAUUAUUUUGUCUGUUUCUUUAAUCUUUGCCCAUUGUACUUUUUAAAAGAUGUUGGGAUGUUGACUGCAAUUUUUUAUGACUAGAUAAUGUAUAAAUCAGCUGUGGAAAUCAGUUUUAAUCGAUGCGUGGAUGUGUCUGAUUAUUGUUAAAUGCCUUUUUUUUUAACCUUUUAUUUUAGAUACGUAGUUUUGUUUCAUAAACCCUGGCACUGGUCUGCAAAGCUCAGCUGUGAAAAUGAAACUUGUAGUAUUUUUAAACAUGAAUGUCAAUUUCAAGGGUAUUUGAAACAGUUCCUCCAGGAGAGAGAUUUGUACACCAUUAAGUAGAAACUCCUCUGCAGAGGAAGAAGCCUUCUUUGGAGUAAAUGGAAAUGGGUCUUGAUAUUAUCUCAGAGUAGCCCAUUUCCUAGGGCACCAUGGAAAACACAAAUGUGAUCUUUAAGUAUACCUCUUCUCCAAUCUGGGGAGGAAAGGACUCAGUUUGCACCCUUUUUGUAUGUACAAUAAAAUCUCUUACCUUUCUUGGCUAA